Peronospora matthiolae is the source of this 735-nucleotide messenger RNA. Lineage: Eukaryota; Oomycota; Peronosporomycetes; Peronosporales; Peronosporaceae. The record is from the annotation of a GenBank genome assembly.
AUGUUCCAGACCAACACUGAGUAUGACCGAGGCGUGAAUACGUUCUCGCCUGAGGGGCGACUUUUCCAAGUCGAGUACGCCAUCGAGGCCAUUAAAAUGGGCACUACCGCUAUUGGUAUCCGCUCCAAGGAGGGGGUCGUGCUUGCUGUGGAGAAGCGACUGACGUCGCCUCUACUGGAGCCGAGCAGUAUUGAAAAGAUCAUGGAAGUGGACCGUCACGUGGGUGCCGCCAUGAGCGGUAUCACUGCUGACGCACAGACGCUGAUCGACCACGCACGUGUUGAAGCCACGAACCACUGGUUCUCGUACAAUGAGCCUGUGCGGGUGCAAGCCCUGACGCAGUCCAUUUGUGACUUGGCCUUGAGCUUCGGCGAAGGCUCGGACGAGAACAACCACAAACAGAAGAUGAGCCGUCCGUUUGGUGUGGCACUACUGCUCGCUGGCGUGGAUGAGUCGGGCCCGCAGCUUUUCUUCUCGGAACCUUCCGGCACGUACUGGCCUGUAAAGGCCCACGCUAUCGGCUCUGGAGCGGAAGGUGCUUUCAGCAACCUCAAGGAAAGCUAUACGGAGGAGCUGACGAUGCAGGAGGCAGAGACACUCGCCAUUAGCACUCUCAAGCAGCAUAUGGAGGAGAAACUCACUAGCAUUAACGUGGAACUGGCGAUUGUCACGCGCGAAAAAGGCUUCCACGUCUGCUCUGCGGAAGAGCUCGAGGUCGUGAUCGGUCGGCUGUAG